CGGGCAAAUAGUCCAACUUGCAGCGCUCCCUCCUCCAACAAGUCGAGGAUGACCCCGAUACUCGUCCCUCUCGCAACGCAUUCCCAGAUUGCGAGGACGCCCUCGGGAGAAGAUGGACUUCCACAGGAACUUGAAGAAGACCUCCGAGCUUUUGGCUGCAAACUCAUACACCAAGCUGGUAUCUUGCUCAACCAAAAGCAGGUUGCAGUAGCGACUGCACAGAUACUUUUCCAGCGUUUCUGGUUCGUGACAUCCUUGAAGCAGUUUAGUAUUGGGGACAUCAGCAUGGGCGCACUAUACCUUGCUUCCAAGCUGGAGGAGUGCCCAAUUCGGAUGAGAGACCUCAUAAACGUGUAUGACCUGCUUCUCCAGCGGAACUCGCACGAACUCUCUUUGCACUCGUCUCCUCCGCCGUCGUCCCCGUCACGUAGACCUCAGCCUACACAUGUCCCAGGCCAUAGUUUAGUUAUGGCCUCGCCCGCUGCAGCCGCACCGUCUCCGUCGAAUGGCAAAACCAAGUUUAAAUAUACGCCAAUGGCUUACUUCAGCGAUGCGUUCUACAACCUCAAGGACGCACUCGUCGUCGCUGAAAUGCAGAUUCUCAAACGCCUGGGGUUCAACAUGCUUGUUGUCCUCCCAUACGGCACACUCAUCAAUUACCUCCGCCUGCUUGGGCUCACUAACCACAAGGAGGCAUGCGGCAAGGCGUGGGGGUACCUCAAUGAUGCGUUAGUUUUUUUGCCGCCUAUUCUCCUCGCUACUCGGCACCUAGGGAUUUCCCUGCCUUCGACGCCACCAAACUCGUGGUGGGACUUGUUUGACGCCUCCUGGGAAGACGUGUGGAUCGUGUGUGGGCACAUCAUGCGACUGUAUCGGGAUCGUACUUUGGAGGAGCGACUCGAGGUGAUGCGUAUGGUGAACAAGAAGGAGGUCAGGAAGUGGUUGGAAGAAAAUAACUCUUUGUAAUGCGACUUCAUUCGACACUCGCGAGAGCAUUGCAGGAUUGGCGUUUUACAGCAAUUACCUUGCAACCCAGACGUCUUGUCUUCCAUGCAGGUCUAGUUGAUGAUGCAAUAUCACCUUGUUUACAAGGUCACUG
Messenger RNA from Pisolithus orientalis, 1099 nucleotides. RefSeq names its product cyclin-like protein. Gene Ontology annotation, molecular function: cyclin-dependent protein serine/threonine kinase regulator activity. Gene Ontology annotation, biological process: regulation of transcription by RNA polymerase II. The record is from RefSeq and is a predicted model, not a curated record. The transcript has 4 exons. Gene Ontology annotation, cellular component: nucleus. The coding region runs from base 49 to 966 and encodes 305 amino acids. NCBI's taxonomy places the organism in Eukaryota, Fungi, Basidiomycota, Agaricomycetes, Boletales, Pisolithaceae.